AUGGAACCUGCACCGAUUAUUCACAUCCAAUUCAACUUCCGCAAAUUUGUGCAGAUCAACACCAUCCUCCGCAAGUUCCUGAGCCAAAUCAGCAGCUUCUUCGACAUUUCCUCGGCUCUGAAGGUUCUGAUAGAGAUAUAUGAGCCAAGUCCAGCACCGCACUCAGGUUGUCUGAUGAGAAAGCCACGACGAAUUCGCUGUCCGGGUAUUUGA
This is a messenger RNA of Penicillium pulvis, 213 nucleotides long. RefSeq lists its product as uncharacterized. Lineage: Eukaryota; Fungi; Ascomycota; Eurotiomycetes; Eurotiales; Aspergillaceae. The record is from RefSeq and is a predicted model, not a curated record. The transcript has a single exon. The coding region runs from base 1 to 213 and encodes 70 amino acids.